AAUAUUAGUCCAAGACAGUCAGCUGAAGUGAGUCAGUGUCUGCUCGGUGAAUUGUGGUCCGCUUUAUUUUGUCGUCGUUUCGACGUUUCGUAACAACUAAUAGCCACAAAGCGAUCGAUUUGUUUUUCAGAAUUGUACGUUACGUGAACUGCGCUGUGGUGAAAAAACGUGCGAUUAAAAAGAAAUAUCAACUGCUGAUUGCCUUUGUGCAAAACAUAAUUAAUAUAACAAAAAAGUCGUUGGACGACUGUGCUUUUUAAGUUUUUUUCAAUUUUGUCUGACCGUCCGAUAGUCGACAUGUCAAGCAACGAGGAAAAAGCCAUGGCCCUGUUAACCGAAGCGGAUAAGAAACUCAACUCGUCGAAAGGAUUGUUUUCUUCGUUAUUUGGGAAUGUUUCUAAGGUAGAAGAUGCAAUUGAUUGUUACCAACGUGCUGCAAAUUUAUUUAAGAUGGCAAAAAAGUGGUCGCAAGCUGGUCGAGCAUUUAUUUUGGCUGCUGAUCUCAACGCUAAAUCAGGCCGUAAACAUGAUGCUGCUACAAAUUAUGUGGACUCUGCAAACUGCUUUAAAAAAACUGAUCCAAAUGAAGCUGCAGUAUGUUUGGAAAAAGCAAUUGAUAUCUAUACAGAUAUGGGUCGUUUUACAAUGGCUGCGAAACAACAUCAAAAUAUAGCUGAAAUGUAUGAGACUGAAGCUGUUGAUCUAGAACGUGCUAUAACCAAUUAUGAAAAGGCCUCAGAUUAUUUUAUGGCUGAAGAAAGUAAGAGUUCAGCUAACAAAUGCAAACUUAAGGUGGCACAGUAUGCUGCUCAACUGGAAGACUAUGACCGAGCCAUUCAGAUAUACGAAGAGGUUGCUGGAACAUCAUUGGACAGUUCUUUGUUGAAGUAUAGUGCAAAAGAAUAUUACUUCCGAGCAGCUUUAUGUCAUUUGUGUGUUGACGUACUUAAUGCUCAACUGGCCAUGAAUCAAUACACUGAACGAUACCCGGCAUUCCAAGAUAGUAGAGAAUACAAAUUAUUACAGGUGUUGUUAAACCACAUUCAAGAGCAAAAUGCUGAUGGUUUCACUGAAGCUGUUAAAGAUUACGAUUCCAUAUCGCGGUUGGACCAAUGGUACACAACAAUAUUACUGCGUAUUAAGAAACUGGUGAAUGACACUCCUGAUUUGCGCUAAUUUUGUUUAUGAAUAAGUACAUAUUUUUAAAUUCCUUAAUUUAUAAAACAACUCUCAUAGAUAACAUCAACAACAACAACAACAAAAAAAAGAAAAGAAAAUGUAUACUGUAUAUAUUUGAAAUAUUAUUUGUGUAUAUUUUCAUUCCUUGCACAAUUAAAAAUGUCAAAAAAUGAGAUCUUCUAUAUAAUAUAAUGUGACAUUUUUUUUUUUGCACAGCAUGUUUAAAACCUUGUGGUUUUAUUUAAAUGGUAUUCAAGUAUUGAAAUCAUAUAAAAAGGGAAAUAGAUUUGACAGUUGACUUUUUUUUUGGUGAUUACAGAUUUCAGAUUUUUUAUAAAAUAUCCUAACCUAGUAUUUUAUAAUAUUUAAAAAAUUAGCUUACAUUCCCUUCUGUAUGUUAAAUGUUGAUCUGCAAUGUCGCUUGCUAUUCUAUUUGGUGCAGCUAUCUAUCAUGUUUGAUUAAAAGCACUUUGUGUUUGUUUGCUGAAUCGUUUUGCACUAAAAAAUGAAAAAUGUUUUUAAAAAGAAAAUUUAAUUUAAUGUAAUCAAUUAUCCUAAUUAUUAUUAUUUUUUUUUUAUCAAUCAUAUCGUAUUUACAUUGCGUAUGGAUAAAAUAUACAUGUACUAAAAUUGAACAGCAAAAAUAUAUAUUAAUAAUAUAAUUAUUGUAUUAUAGAAUGUCUAGAUGAGCUACGUUGUAUAGAAAAAAAAUCGUAGGCUUAUUAUGUGUUGCUGUAGACAAGUAUGAUACUUUUACAUGACUAAUAUCAUCGUAUAUUAUAUUAUAUUCAUAUUACUAAUCAAUAUUGUUAAUGUUUAUUAUUAUUAAUUUUUUUUU
Rhopalosiphum maidis (corn leaf aphid) is the source of this 2017-nucleotide messenger RNA. RefSeq names its product alpha-soluble NSF attachment protein-like. The transcript is spliced from 5 exons. The record is from RefSeq and is a predicted model, not a curated record. Gene Ontology annotation, molecular function: syntaxin binding; soluble NSF attachment protein activity. Gene Ontology annotation, biological process: SNARE complex disassembly; intracellular protein transport. Lineage: Eukaryota; Metazoa; Arthropoda; Insecta; Hemiptera; Aphididae. The coding region runs from base 298 to 1176 and encodes 292 amino acids. Gene Ontology annotation, cellular component: vacuolar membrane; SNARE complex.